Molecule: messenger RNA, 513 nt
Organism: Pichia membranifaciens NRRL Y-2026
Lineage: Eukaryota; Fungi; Ascomycota; Pichiomycetes; Pichiales; Pichiaceae
Exons: 1
Coding region: 1-513 (170 amino acids)
Biological process (GO): proton transmembrane transport
Cellular component (GO): proton-transporting V-type ATPase, V0 domain
Molecular function (GO): proton-transporting ATPase activity, rotational mechanism
Source: RefSeq, a predicted model, not a curated record
AUGUCAGCAGAAGAAGUCUUCACCACAACGCUGGGCAAGUCCGAGUAUGCGCCGGCGUUUGCGCCCUUCUUUGGGUUCGCCGGCUGCGCCUUUGCAGUGGUGUUCUCGUGUCUCGGAGCAGCCAUCGGGACAGCCAAGUCGGGCAUCGGGAUCUCCGGUAUCGGCACGUUCAAGCCCGAGUUGAUCAUGCGGUCGUUGAUCCCCGUGGUGAUGAGCGGCAUCCUCUCCGUGUACGGGUUGGUCGUGGCGGUGCUCAUUGCGGGCGGACUAGCGCCGGACGGAAACUACACGCUCUUCAACGGGUUCAUGCACAUGAGCUGCGGCCUCAGCGUCGGCUUGGCGUGUCUCGCCAGCGGGUACUCGAUCGGCAUUGUCGGCGACGAGGGCGUGAGACAGUUCAUGCACCAGCCACGGCUCUUUGUCGGGAUCGUGCUCAUCCUCAUCUUCGCCGAGGUGUUGGGCUUGUACGGCAUGAUCAUCGGCUUGAUCCUCAACACCAAGGGCAGCGCCUAG